Aureobasidium melanogenum CBS 110374 is the source of this 1077-nucleotide messenger RNA. RefSeq lists its product as uncharacterized. Gene Ontology annotation, cellular component: membrane. NCBI's taxonomy places the organism in Eukaryota, Fungi, Ascomycota, Dothideomycetes, Dothideales, Saccotheciaceae. The annotation marks the transcript as partial. The transcript has 4 exons. The record is from RefSeq and is a predicted model, not a curated record. Gene Ontology annotation, biological process: transmembrane transport; metal ion transport. Gene Ontology annotation, molecular function: metal ion transmembrane transporter activity.
AUACCUAACGCUUUUUGGUCAGAAACAAGCGCUCGUCACAAUGGAUAUUUUGGCUGUUCGACAUUUCCUUACAGCAAGAGCAAGGCUUUGAUUCGAUAUGUAUUGGCAGAUACAAUGUUUCGUCUCAUUGUUAAAAAGCUCAAGCCACAAAAUGAAGAAAAGAUCGAGCCACGGAAGAAAGAAAAGAUCGAGCCACAGAAGAAAGAAAAGAACUAUUAUUGGAUAGAGAUGGGUUACUUCACCAGAUGGACCGACAGAAGUAAUCUACUCGUCUGCUUUAAUACCCCAGAAGAGUUUCGGCAGCAGUUCGUGGAUACUCUACAAGCUCGUCAGAACGAUGCAGGCGAGUGUGCCCACAAGCCAUACGCACUUCACAUCAUUUUGAUGGACUUUUUGAUUCACAUCUACGACCAAAGCAUUUGGGACAUGUCAAACAAAGUCCGUGAAAUAGAAGAGCACCGCGAAUUCCAGACGAACGAGGAUUAUCCGGGGCUGCAUGAGGUGGCCCGUCACACAGCUCACGCAACUGAAACAGUACAGGUAGCUGGCAAUGUAAUCGAACGUAUGGCGUCUGAGUGUGAAGCUCUGGCAGAAAGAGAAACCGAUGAUGAUGCGGAGCAAGCAAUGUAUGAACGACUCGAAUCUUUGAGGAUGCACCACAGUAUGAUGCUAGGAGUUGCGGCUCGCUCGAUCUCGAAUGAGAAAAGACUGAGCAAUGAAAUCAAUCUGCUGUUCAACACGAUGGCUCAAAAGGACAAUGGUGUCAAUUUUCAAAUUGCGCGCGCCACCAAAGCUGACGGCGUCGCCAUGAAAACUAUCGCAAUUGUUACCUUGACUUUUCUACCUGCAACAUAUGUUUCUGCAAUAUUUGGUAUGAACCUGUUCAGCUACAACCCAGACACCCAUGGCGGCCACAUAACCUAUUCUCCUGACCUCUGGCUCUACUUCGUUGUCUCUAUACCUUUGACAGCCGCAGUAUUGACUAUCUGGUGGGUAUGGCAGAGACGAGAGGAGAAGGCUGGGGACCUGGAGCAUGGGAGUGAGAAAGCUAACAAGAGCGUUGGCACCGAACCAUAG